Galeopterus variegatus (Sunda flying lemur) is the source of this 1299-nucleotide messenger RNA. It is a transcript of the gene SMPD2, whose product is annotated as sphingomyelin phosphodiesterase 2, neutral membrane (neutral sphingomyelinase). NCBI's taxonomy places the organism in Eukaryota, Metazoa, Chordata, Mammalia, Dermoptera, Cynocephalidae. Gene Ontology annotation, cellular component: cytoplasm. Gene Ontology annotation, molecular function: sphingomyelin phosphodiesterase activity. The record is from RefSeq and is a predicted model, not a curated record.
GCAGAACCGUCGCGUGCCCCGGAGCGCCUCCGCCAUGAAGCCCAACUUGUGUCUGCGACUGAGGGUCUUUAACCUCAACUUCUGGGGCAUUCCCUACCUGAGCAAGCAUCGGGCCAACCGCAUGAAGCGCCUGGGAGACUUUCUGAACAAGGAGAGCUUCGACCUGGCUCUACUGGAGGAGGUGUGGAGUGAGCAGGACUUCCAGUACCUGAGACAGAAGCUGUCGCUCACCUACCCAGCUGCACACUACUUCAGGAGCGGAGUCAUUGGCAGCGGCCUGUGUGUCUUCUCCAAACACCCAAUUCAGGAACUCACCCAGCAUGUCUACACCCUCAAUGGCUACCCCUAUAAGAUCCAUCAUGGUGACUGGUUCUGUGGGAAGGCUGUGGGGCUGCUGGUGCUCCAUCUAAGUGGACUGGUGCUCAACGCCUACGUGACACAUCUCCAUGCAGAGUACAAUCGACAGAAGGACAUCUACCUAGCACAUCGUGUGGCCCAAGCUUGGGAACUGGCCCAAUUCAUCCACCACACAUCCAAGAAGGCAGAUGUGGUUCUGUUGUGUGGGGACCUGAACAUGCACCCGAAAGACCUGGGCUGCCGCCUGCUGAAGGAGUGGACGGGGCUGCAUGAUGCCUAUCUUGAGACCAGGGACUUCAAGGGCUCUGAAGAAGGCAAUACAAUGGUACCCCAGAACUGCUACGUCAACCAGCAGGAGCUAGAGGCAUUUCCCUUUGGGAUCCGCAUUGACUAUGUGCUUUACAAGGUGGUUUCUGGGUUCUACAUUUCCUGUAAGUCUUUGGAAACCACUAUAGGUCAUGACCCUCACAGCGGCACCCCCCUCUCUGAUCACGAGGCCCUGAUGGCUACUCUGUGUGUGGGGCACAGCCCUCCCCAGCAAAACCCCAGCCCUACCCAUGGACCAGCAGAGAGGUCGCAGUUGAUCGAUGUGCUAAGGGAGGCCUGGACAGAGCUGGGUCUGGGCGUGGCUCAAGCUCGUUGGUGGGCCACCCUCGCUGGCUAUGUGAUUGGUCUGGGGCUGCUUCUCCUGGUGUUGCUGUGUGUCCUGGGGGCUGUAGGAGCCAGGGAAGCUGCCAUAUUGCUCUGGAGCCCCAGUGUAGGAUUGAUGCUGGUGGCAGGUGCAGCCUACCUCUUCUACAUGCAGGAGGCCAGUGGCUUAUGCAAGGUCCAGGCUGAGCUCCACCAUGUGCUGGGAAGGGCAAGGGAGACUCGACCAGCCCUGCUCCUGGGACAGCAGCAGGGGAACAGAACUGAGAAACAAUAAAGUUUGAUACUUUAGUG